This is a messenger RNA of Branchiostoma belcheri (Belcher's lancelet), 2189 nucleotides long. RefSeq lists its product as uncharacterized. Bases 837 to 1460 code for a protein of 207 amino acids. The transcript is spliced from 5 exons. The record is from RefSeq and is a predicted model, not a curated record. NCBI's taxonomy places the organism in Eukaryota, Metazoa, Chordata, Leptocardii, Amphioxiformes, Branchiostomatidae.
CAGGCGCGGGGAUGGUCGCAGGCAGAGCACGUUCCAGAAUGUCAAGAAUCGAAUUUUCGAAUUCGAACCGGCGCCUAGCAACCGGAUUCUAUUUACACAACACCCGUCAGCGAAACCCGAGUUUUGAGGCACGUUUUUUACGUACUCCUUGGCAAAGAUGGGGAUUUUGAAGAAGUUGGUGAUAUUAUACCUACUGUCGUGCCUGGUCGAUGACAAGCACGAGAAGUUGAGGACUCUGAUAGCUCACAUGCCGCUGAAGGACGCUGUAGGACUCCGCCUAGUGGCGAAACUGCCCGUCUUUGAAACCACCAAAGACUCGCCCCGAGUUUAUCAGGUACGAAAGACACGGACGACAACUUACGCAUGGGACUUUUCAGUUAGGUCAGGCAUGUUAGUGUGUGGAUAGUGUUCAGCACCAAGGACAGACAUGUUCACAGGUUGUGUGCGGAUAGCAUUCAGCACCAAGGACAGGCAUAUUCAAUUGUGUAGAUAGUUUCUAUAAAAAUAAGUCUUCCAGAAGGAAAUACCCCGUUUCAUUUUUCACAACUCGUUCUUAUUUGUCAGUCAGGAUUGCUGUACCGUACGUUCUCUCAAUCUAUCUGGAUUGCGACAUAAAGUCUUUCCGUAUUUCAGCUUUAUUUUCGAUAAAAGGAGAAUGAAUAGAAUGAAACAAAGUCCUGUGUUGCGGUGUUAAUCUGUCUUCACCAUUGUGUUGUUUGGUACAACAGAUCACAGACAGCCAGACUUUUAUAUCUGCGUAUGUCCAACCGUCUGACACCGGAGGUCUCGGCAGACUGGUCCGCUGUGACCUGUACAAGGACAGGAGCCGUGACGUCAUGAUGACGACUCUGACUGACUACGGCUGGAAGGACCAGGAUACAGUCAUGAAUGUCGUCACUGAUGCGGACGACGUAUGGCGCUACAGUUACCUGCUGGAUAGCUGUUUCUGGCUCCGCGAGGGCCGUCACUUCGACGAGCUGGCCGAACUUCCGCCACCUGACCCGCUCACCUGGCUGCUCCAGGUCGGGAGGAACAUCUACAAGACAACCUGCAGUUACUUCAAGGACGCGGGGAAGACAACAGGUCAGGACCUGCGCAUGGAUGACCGUACCCAACCCACAACACUGAAAAGUGGCUUCAUGGAAUACCUGACUAAAACUUUCUGGCCUGAAGACGUGAAACCUGACACUGACCAUGACACUGCGAAGGACGAAGAUGCCACGGCUGGAUGGUUUAACAAACUCUGCCGCUCAGUCCGAGACAGUGUAACCACGACUUCGCCUUCAGGUGAUGUCAGAUCAACUGUUCAAACAGGACAGAUCAGCGGGGGAAAUACUGACAGUCCAAAAAUUGCCUCAGAUGGUGAUGAGUUCAGUACAGGCUUGUGGCACAGACUUCAACUCAACUACCUCAUGGACUACAUCAUCACAGGCUGGACAGCUAAGGGGGGGGGGGAAUAAGUGAUGUGAAGUAGAAAUACAUCACAAAAGAGUUUAGUGCAUAUAGCAGUUGUAACUUGAGGCAAACUCUCUUGCUAGAACUGUGGAAAGAAGUUCAAGAAAAACAUGCCACAAGUGGUAAAAAAAAGAAAAGAAACAGGCUCAAUCCAGCAUCUAGAAUGAAUGUAUCGAAUGUAGCAUUAAAGAUUAUGUUGACUGUAGCAUUAUCAGAGCUAGUCACACAACGAAACAUUACAACUUGGAUAAUUUUCUGAAAAAAAUUCUGUCAAAAAGAAGUUGGCUGCUUUGCUCAAUGUGAGCUGUGAAACAAGCUGUACUUCUGAUACUACGUGCAACUACUGCAGUGUACUCACUACAUUGGAAGGAUACCACAAUGUUUUACCAUUUUGGUGUCAAUUUUGAGUCAAUGACAGCUUUACACUGAGCUUCCCCAUAUUUAUUUUCUUUAUUCAAACGUCUCAGCUAUUGAUUGUCUGAAUGAUGCAAAUUCUCUAUGAAGCCAUCUAUGAAAUAGAAAUAAAAUGUAUGUGGAAAGCUUGCUCGUGUCUACCAGUCUAUAUGCUUUUUAUACGCUUGUAUUCCUUGACAUAAUAGUAUUCUGUGUGGAAAGUGUUCAGCACUAAGAACAGGCAUGUCAACCUGUGUGGAAAGUGUUCAGCACUAAGAACAGGCAUGUUAACCUAUGUGGAAAGUGUUCAGCACCAAGGACAGGCAUGUCAACCUGCGUGG